This is a messenger RNA of Ilex paraguariensis (yerba mate), 1771 nucleotides long. The record is from the annotation of a GenBank genome assembly. NCBI's taxonomy places the organism in Eukaryota, Viridiplantae, Streptophyta, Magnoliopsida, Aquifoliales, Aquifoliaceae.
AUGAGGUAUUUGUCUUGUUCUUUGAUCCAAUUCCAAAUAGGAAAACUGAUAGUUGCAAUAAUCUCCAUCCACAGAUAUGAAGGUGCUCUAGAUCCUUGGAUGUCCUCUUUAUGGGAUAUGCUAUAUCAAAAGAAUCCAAAAUUGUUCCCCAAUGGUCCAGGUUUUGUGAUUUCAAAUAUGUAUUUGGUGGAGCAACCUAAAGUACAGAUCACAUAUCAUGAUGCUAAUGAAAUCGGAUCACAAUUUUCAAGUACCCAAAAUUUAAAAUGUCUUGAGGAGCAAAUUGAGAAGGCUCGCUCAAUGUCCCCUGGGAGAAUUUCACACAAUAAAAAUAGACCCGACUGCUUUUUAAAAAUGAUAAAAAACUGUCAACUAACUACAGCAGGGUGUGGGAAAGAUGUACGGCACAUUGAGUUUGAAGCGGUUUCAUCUGCUAUUGACUACGAAGUUGGGGAUGUUCUUGAGGUUCUCCCUUGUCAAAGUCCUGCUGCUGUGGAUGCCUUCAUAAAGCGCUGUAAUUUGAACCCAGAGUCAUAUAUCACAGUUCAGUCUAGAUAUAUACAGAAUCGCCUUGUUGAUACUUCUGUAGAUAGCUCAAAAGGCCCGGUGAAAUUAAAGACUUUUGUGGAGUUAACGAUGGAUGUAGCAUCAGCUUCUCCUAGACGUUAUUUCUUUGAGGUCAUGAGCUUUUUUGCCAGUGCUCAACAUGAGAAGGAAAGGCUUGAAUAUUUUGUCUCACCUGAAGGAAGGGAUGAUUUAUACCAAUACAACCAGAAGGAAAGAAGAACUGUUUUGGAGGUAUUGGACGAUUUCCCAUCAGUGCAAUUGCCAUUUGAAUGGUUGGUGCAGCUGGUCCCUCCAUUACAAACAAGGGCUUUCUCCAUUUCUUCUUCUAAUUUUGCCCACCCUAAUCAAGUACACCUUACCGUAAAAGUGGUGUCGUGGACAACACCGUUUAAGAGGAAACGCACAGGUCUUUGCUCUGUGUGGCUAGCUGAACUUGAUCCUCAACAAAGAGUUUAUGUGCCAGCAUGGUUUCGCAGGGGUUCUCUUCCCUCCCCACCACCAUCUCUUCCUCUCAUUCUCAUUGCACCUGGGACUGGCUGUGCACCUUUUCGUGGAUUUGUGGAGGAAAGAGCCUUGCAAAGUAAAUUUGAUUCAGUUGCCCCGGUGCUCUUCUUCUUUGGUUGUCAAUAUAAGGAGAACGACUUUUUAUACAGUGAUUUUUGGUUGUCUCAUUCACAAAAUGGUGGCGUCCUUGCUGAGGAGAAGGGCGGUGGCUUCUACGUUGCCUUCUCCAGGGACCAGCCGCAGAAGGUUUAUGUGCAACAUAAGAUGCGGGAGCAGAGCACCAGAUUGUGGAAUUUGCUCAGUGAGGGGGCUGCUGUCUAUGUUGCAGGUUCUGCAGACAAAAUGCCCGCGGAUGUAUUGUCAACCGUGGAAGAAAUUAUUUCUAAAGAAAGUGGGGUUCCGAGGGAAGCUGCUGUGAGGUGGCUUAGGACGCUGGAAAAGGCCGGUAAGUACCAUGUUGAAGCGUGGUCGUGACCCUGCUCAAACCUUGUUUUCUAAUGGCGAAUCUUGUGGAGGAGAGUGCAAGCAGUGAUUUUGAAAUAGUUACUCAAUGAUGGAUGAUUUAUUGUAGAGAAAAAAAAUAAGAAAAAUGUACUGGAAGAGAUUGAGAUUUUAGAAUUUUUAAUUGAUCUUAAAAGACACUAUUGGAUUAUAAUUUAAGUUUCAUUUGUAUGAUGGUACUCUUGAUUAACAAUGAUAA